Messenger RNA from Rhododendron vialii, 1080 nucleotides. RefSeq names its product CASP-like protein 2A1. The transcript is spliced from 3 exons. The coding region runs from base 237 to 863 and encodes 208 amino acids. The record is from RefSeq and is a predicted model, not a curated record. Lineage: Eukaryota; Viridiplantae; Streptophyta; Magnoliopsida; Ericales; Ericaceae.
AAUGGAGAGAGUUGCCGUAAAGAGAAGAGAGAUAGCCAUAAUAAUUAGCUAGGUUUAUCCAUGCACUUUGAAAAGCGUGGUGGCCAGUGGCCAGCCUUGAUGGGGCAUUCAAUGCCUCACCACCCACCUCACCUAAUUAUCCAUUAAUAAGUACUCCUACUCCGACCACUUCUUUUUCAUCACUGUACUAUACUCCCAACAGUACCAGAAAUCUAGAGAGAGAGGGGUGUAAAACGAUGGCGGACAAGAGAGGCUCUCCGAUGGAUAUGGGGUCGGCUAUGAGGGACGACGGCGGCGGAGAUGAGGUGUUCUGCGGCAGAACCACCGGCAUGAGGACGGCGGAGACGCUGCUGCGCCUACUGCCGAUGGGCCUGUGCAUAGUAGCACUUGUGGUGAUGCUCAAGAACUCUCAGACUAAUGACUUUGGUUCUCUUUCUUACUCUAAUCUCGGGGCUUUUAGGUACCUGGUGCACGCCAACGGAAUAUGCGCAGGAUAUUCUCUACUCACAGCAGUGGUUGCAGCCAUGCCUCGUCCCUCAACCAUGUCCCGAGCCUGGACUUUCUUCCUCCUUGACCAGUUCCUGACAUACAUAAUACUGGCUGCGGGCGCUGUAUCAGUGGAGGUGGUGUACUUGGCUUACAACGGAGACCAAGCUGUUACCUGGAGUGAAGCUUGUGGGUCCUUUGGCAGGUUCUGUCGCCGGUCAGUCGCGUCUGUUGCCAUCACCUUUGCCGUGGUGCUUUGCUAUGCAGUGCUCUCUCUCAUCUCCUCCUACAGACUCUUCAGCAAAUACGACGCACCACCAGUUCACGGCCGCAGCAUCACCAAGGGAAUCGAGAUCGGUGCCACCUUCCACGGCUGAUCAGCCACCGUGUUCCUCUAGCCCAGUCUGUUGGGCUACGUUUGGAUGUUGGAUUUGCAGGAGAUUUUCGGAGGCGUAAAGAAAAGCAGAGGAAAUUUUCUUUUCCCCAUCCGCUAAUCACUCUAGAAAUGCAGGAUCCAAACAAAUCAAAGCUGUGUUUUAACUAGUUGUGUACAAUGUUCUCUCAAUAACAUAAUGCCAGUAUGCUUUGCAGACA